This is a messenger RNA of Callithrix jacchus (white-tufted-ear marmoset), 8948 nucleotides long. RefSeq names its product 5'-nucleotidase, cytosolic IA (gene NT5C1A). Gene Ontology annotation, molecular function: nucleotide binding; magnesium ion binding; 5'-nucleotidase activity. Gene Ontology annotation, cellular component: cytoplasm; cytosol. Lineage: Eukaryota; Metazoa; Chordata; Mammalia; Primates; Cebidae. The record is from RefSeq and is a predicted model, not a curated record. Gene Ontology annotation, biological process: adenosine metabolic process; nucleotide metabolic process.
CAGGCUCCUAAGGAAAGAUGAGCGGCUAGCUUUUCAUUUUCUCCUUUGGCGGGGAGAAAAUUGUCAGGCCUCUCCUGUCUCCGCGCCCUUCAGAGCCUGCGAAGAACAUCAUUUUCGCAAUCCCAAAUCCGCUGCAGCCCACAAACCCAGAGAGCCAGAGAGGUGCCCCACUCGCUACCCAACCGGCUUCCGGCAUGGGUCGGUCGGGGAAGGAGAGCCCAGCUAUACCUCACACCGUACAGUAGCAGCAGCGGCGGCAGCGACACACCGGCGACCGAGAGGCCCAAGCCUCAGAAUGCAGUCACCAUCGCUGUGUCCUCCAGAGCCUUAUUUCGCAUGGACGAGGAGCAGCGGAUCUACACGGAGCAGGGCGUAGAGGAGUAUGUGCGCUACCAGCUGGAACAUGAGAACGAGCCCUUCAGCCCCGGGCCUGCCUUCCCUUUUGUGAAGGCUCUGGAGGCCGUGAACAGGCGGCUGCGGGAGCUGUACCCCGAGAGUGAGGACGUCUUCGACAUCGUCCUCGUGACCAACAACCACGCUCAAGUGGGUGUCCGCCUCAUCAACAGUAUCAACCACUAUGACCUGUUCAUCGAGAGGUUCUGCAUGACGGGUGGGAACAGCCCCAUCUGCUACCUCAAGGCCUAUCACACCAAUCUCUACUUGUCAGCCGAUGCAGAAAAAGUGCGAGAAGCCAUUGAUGAGGGGAUCGCAGCUGCCACCAUCUUCAGCCCCAGCAGGGACGUGGCUGUGUCCCAGAGUCAACUGCGCGUGGCCUUCGAUGGGGACGCUGUGCUCUUCUCGGAUGAGUCGGAGCGCAUUGUCAAGGCCCACGGGCUGGACCGAUUCUUCGAGCAUGAGAAGGCCCACGAGAACAAACCUCUGGCUCAGGGCCCCUUAAAGGGCUUUCUGGAGGCACUGGGUAGGUUGCAGAAGAAGUUCUACUCCAAAGGCCUGAGGCUGGAGUGCCCAAUUCGUACCUACUUGGUGACAGCACGCAGUGCAGCCAGUUCUGGGGCCCGGGCACUCAAGACCCUGCGCAGCUGGGGCCUGGAGACAGAUGAAGCCUUGUUCCUCGCUGGAGCACCCAAGGGCCCCCUCCUCGAGAAGAUCCGCCCACACAUCUUCUUUGAUGACCAGAUGUUCCAUGUGGCUGGGGCUCAGGAGAUGGGCACCGUGGCUGCUCAUGUGCCUUACGGCGUGGCACAGACACCCCGGCGGACUGCACCUGCAAAGCAGGCCCCAUCUGCACAGUAGCUGAACCCCCAGCUCUACUGACCCACAUUGCUGCAGGCUCCCCGUCAUACUUCGACACCUCCUCUGGUAGAUCCCUCUAGUUUCUCAUUGUUCUGCCCUUCUGACUGUCUGCCCUCAUCCCUACAGGUGAUGUACUUGUAGGAAAUUAUGCAGACAGGACUGGCAUUCUCAACAUCCCUCCUCUGGGACAAAUUCUGUGCCCUGAUCCUGAGUAGGACAGUAAGACUGUGCAGAGUAGCUGGAUUUCAGGGAGAAGUUAAUGGGUCUGAGAGAGGGAGGGUCAGAGAAGCCAGGAUUUCUUAAAAGGGGCUUGGGAUGAAAACUAGCUCAAUGUAGUGUAAUGAACACUGCUUUAAGAGAGAGUGGAUCUGGCUUCUAAGCUCUGUCCUGCCAUUAACUGCAUGACUUUGAGUGAGUCCCUCCCCUUCACGGGCCCCAGUUUCCUCAUCUUAUAGGUGGUUUUCAAGCUCCCUUUAGGCCAAAGAAGUUUGGUUCUUUAAGAUCGCCCUCUUAGGCCAGGCGCGGUGGCUUACACCCAUAAUCCCGGUACUUUGGGAGGCCAAGGCGGGUGGAUCACCUGAGGUCUGGAGUUCAGGACCAGCCUGAACAACGUGGAGAAACCCCGUCUCUACUAAAAAUACAAAAUUAGCCAGGCAUGGUGGCGCAUGCCUGCAGUCCCAGCUACUCAGGAGGCUGAGGCAGAACUGCUUGAACACAGGAGACGGAGCUUGCAAUGAGCCAAGAUCACUCAUUGUACUCCAGCCUAGGCAACUAGAGUGAAAUCCCAUCUCAAAAAAAAAAAAAAAAAAAAAAAAAGAAUCACCCUCUUAGAUGGUAUGGCACUUUUGUGCAAAUUACAGAAGAACACUGUCUAGGUGAAUGAAGAAUAAAAAGACAGCCCUUCCUCUGGCCUGGCCUGACCCAGACCCAUGCUGAGAUACACAGCUUAGCAGGAUAGAGGCUGGAUUUCAGUCCCCAUAUGCCCUUCCGCUCAGAGGCCUUUGUCAAAUGGACAAAAUGCAUAAUUGCCCCAGCAACCCUAUCUAUAAUUUUACACAUUUUGAAACCACUAGACAAGAUGACCUAUCUGCUCCUUUGAUUCUCUAGCCUGAAUGAUCAUCAGGGCUCAGCCCAGGAAGCAAGGGUCGUGAAUUUAACCUGCAUACAAAGUCUCCUCCAGCCAGCAGGGGGCACUGCAGGCUCUUCCCCGGGAGGAGCUUUAGUAGCCGCCUGCUCAGUUUCCUUUGCUCUUGCUUUGAGGGAAAGUUCAGUUGCUCCUGACUACCAAGACCCUCACUUCCACCACCCUGACUCCCCCAGCUGUUGCAUCCUGUUGAGCAGCUCUGCUGGUGGAAUACGGGGCAGAGCAUCAGUGUCCCCAAUUCUAGGGGAAGAGCGCAGUGGCUGAAGUAGGCGGUUGCCCAGGCUGAGUCCCAGGAUGAGGUGCUGCCUGGGGUAAAGUGGGAAGUGUCAGGAAGUCCGGCGUGAGGCAAAAGGUACUGAGACAGUGACGCUUGGAGAGGAAGGAGCUGACAUGGCACUAACACAAUUCUCCAGCUGUGGGAUUGUGAGCGGAAGGCCAGUCAGAGCUGCCUUUGAGGUAAUGAGCUCUCCAUUACUGGAUGCUGUGCAAGGGCUUCUGGGAUGAGGUGACCUCCCCAUGAGACACACCAGAGGAUCCUUCAAAUUUGCAGGAGCCCCUGUGACCCCUUCUUCACCACUUCCAAAGGAGAACUCUCACCACUUGAUGAGUCAGCCUCCUCCUUUGCUGAGCAUCCCUAGCUCUCUCUGGAGGGAGGGUAGAAGCACCAAUGGCUGGUGCCCAGGAAGACCGAAGGAGUGAGCAUGAUGUGUGAACUGAUUGCCAGGCUUCUGGGAGGAAUCCUAGUCUUGAGCAAGCACUUUGUAAAGAAAACCAAAGGUAUCAUGAGAGGGGGAGGAGCCUGGAGGUGUGCUGGCAGGAAAUGGGGAGGAGAGCACUCUGGGGCUUGAUCUUUGUCCUUCUGGGGACUCAGCUCAGGGUCUGAGUGAGCACAGGUUCUCCGCAGUGUGGGGCAGGGUGAGAGAUGCAGAAAGCUAUCCCAGGAAGGAGAACAAAGUGAGAAGGCAGAGGUGGUUCUCAAGGUGGGCAAUGAUCUGGGCCAGAAGAGAAGGGCUGGGCUGACCUUUUGCUGUCAUUGUCAGAGGUCUCCAUGAGGCAGGUCCCAGGGAGGAAGGGCAUGGCUGUGUGGAGUGACUGGGACAGACACCCACAGUGAUUGCUUUAUCAGGGGACACUGGCAUUAUUGCCCCUAGAAGGGCCCACGAUAAUGUCUUUGCUUGAGGCCAUUUCUGCUGCACAGCCAGGAUCCUUCUGGCUACAACAGAGGAGACCUUGGGGCAGAAGGCCUGGGUUACGUCUCUACUUCCUGAGCUCCAAGCCUAGACAGAGGUGCUGUGAGAGCCAAGAACAACCUCAAGGCAACAAAAAGGAAGUGAAGGAGGGAGCCCAGCCCCUGAGUCCCCUUCAUUCUUGGCUGAACCGCAGAAAGGCCCUUUCCUUCUCACUCCCAGGGAUCACCCCCGUGGAAGAGCCUCCAAGGCUCACAGAACUAGUGACUGCAAAGCCUACAAGGCCAGGCACAGCCCAGGCUCACAGCAUGGCAAUAGGCUGCCUGACCAGGGUGGAUCUGCACACUGGGGUGGCACCAGAUGUCACCUAAUUAAGAUAAACUGCAGGGAUUCUGGGACUUGUGCGGUCUUGCCCCCAGGGCCUGGUGAUGAACACCACUGAUUAUUCCGUGUCUCUCAGGAAGCAGGAAAAUAUGAUGCUGGAAGCAGAAAGAUGAGCAGCAGAAAAAGCCAUGGAUUUCACUGGAGCUAUCAUUAACAGACACAGACAGCCCUGGGCAGUGGAGAGACACUAAGAGCUAAAUUCUAUUAUUGACAUCACAAAUGAGCAUCUUCUCAGGCCUAGAAAAAACGCUUUCAGUCGCUGGAAUAAAAAGCCAGAAAUCUGGGGGGCAGCCUUAGGCAGCAGUUACACAGGCCUUCUGAUUGUCUUCAAGGUGAGGAGAUGCCCAGGAAUGAGGAGUAUUGGGUAUUGUGUCACCAGGAAAUUAAAAAGCCAGGUGAGCACCAAAAUCCCAGGCCCAAGCAGGGAGUGCAGAACUGAGGCGGAGGGGCCACAGCUUCUGAAACACUGGUCCCCUUUAGCUGAGAGAACCACUUCCCCAACAAGCUGCAAAGCACUGGUCCCAGGAGACGCCUGCCAGCAAAGUCCCAGAGCCAAUGGGAGUGCCGCUUAGCAGAAACACAGAAGCCCUGUUACUAAGCACUGAGCUUGCUCAGCCAGUUGCAAAACAUCCUCCUCUCCUAUAUGAGAGCCCAAUCAGAGUAGUGGGAAUAUAUCAGAAUAUGCCAGAAAAAAUAGAAACUGGCAAGAAGUUCAAAGCCAAGAUGGAUUUGGCAUUAUAAUGAUACUCAAUUGGUGUGCACCAGUACAGCCAAACUGAUGAUUAACAUCUUGAAAUACCUCAAUACCAGUUGGUAAGUAAUGCUGCACUGAGUCCCCUGAAUGUCUCUUCGUGGCCUCAGCUGACCCCUCCACUGUGAGCGCUUCAUUCUCCCACAAUGCGGCCUCUAGGGGGCUGCAGCAGCACGAUGGCCAGUAUCUGCUCUGUUUUGUGGUGUCCUGGUCAUGCUGGUUUAGGGAGGUAAAGUAACUUGCCCAAAGCCAUAGAGCUAGUAAGGGGCAGUGCUGGGACUCCAACUCGUGUCCAUCUGAUGCUAGGUCCCAGGUUUCCAACCACUUUGUCAUAUGGCUCAUACAUACGCAUGGAGAUAGCCAGAGAAGCUCCAUUCUGCGGUCUUCACUACAGGAGUUCACUCACCUGACAGUUAACAUGUUGAUUUCCUGUAUGGUGAAAUGCUGGAAUUCACUUGAGUGGGUGCUUCUAUUAUAGUUUCCUAAACAGCUAAAAAUAAUUUAAAUUAGAGCCAAAUAUUUGCAAACCCCUGGAAGCACUUCCAAACAAUCCCAAGUUCUGAGAAAGUCAGUGUGAAGACCCCUGUUUGGGGCUAACGCGGGUUUGGCCAAACUCCAGGCCCAUGGGCCACAUCUGACUCAUCACCUUUUUUUGUAAAGAAACUGAUUGGAACACAGCCAUGCCCAUUUGUUUAUAUAUGUUUAUGGCCGAUCUUGCACUGCAGCAACAGAGAUGAAUUGUUACAACAGAGACUGAAAGCCAUGAGUAUUUGUUAUCUAGCCCUUUACAGAAAAACGUGGGAUAAGGCAGACAGCCUGGCAAAUGCCUCAAUGGGAUGAGCCAAGUCACAUCCACCUCUGCAUCUGUGGACGGAGGUUGGCUCCACUCCUGAAGAGCGGGGCUCCGGGCCAUCUGAAGAUUCCAAGUUCUGACUAUUUUCAAGCGACCCAGGGCUCAUGGUACUUUGCAGUUUUGUUAAUGCACUGAUUUGGCCUGAGUGUGCUCUCCCAAGCUGAUAAGUGAGAGGGCAGGAGCAGGCCCUGUGGCUGGGAAUGAGCCCAGCUGGCUGUCACCAUGCUUCGUAUUCCCGACCCAUUUCCUCGUGAGGCCUCUUAGGCAAUGAUGAGCCUGGUAGGUGAACGGGCAUUAGCUAGAUAUGAGUUUUGGAUAGACUGAAGUGCCCACUGUUGACUUCAGCGGCUCUGAGCCAACAAGGUCAUCCAUGUACUUUCUGUGAAAGCAAGAACAAGUCUGUCGUGAAGAGGGUCCCAUGAGGAUUUUAGCCAGUUCAGAAGUUACUGAUCAAGUGAGAGAAAACUGCUGUCACAGAUGGAAUGGCAGUUUCUAGUGGCAUGAGGGCAUGUGAGCAGUAAAGUCAAAUACCCCUCAUUUGGAAAUUUACCAGGCUUCCAGGAUCCACUGCAAGAACGAAGAGUUUGGAAGAUGCCCAUCUACAGCCAUCAUUGCUGUCGCUAUUCCAUCAUGAUAUUCUUCUCCACCAAGCCCAGACCGGGUCUCAGAAUCUUUCUCCACCCAGAAUUCCAGGCAGCCACUUCCCGUGGGCUGGAGCUGGUGUGAAAGAUGAAACCUCUUUUGCCAUCCCUAUUUGCGUUGGGUUUUGCUAUCCACGAGGCAUGCAAGGCCAUCCCGGAACGUUCAUUCUCUGAGGGUAUGACACAACUCUGAGGAUAUCAGAGUCUCCCCUGACUUGGGUAGGACACGGAGUGGGCGAGUAGCAUCAUGUGGCUGGCAGUCUCCCAGGUCAUGGGUUUUAUCGUUUUGAAGCAAAACACAAACCUCCUUUCUGCCAGUAGGUGGCACUGCAGGCUGACACUCAGCGGCUGGCAGUAGUCAAGUGAUUCUCACUGAUUUGUUUCUCUCCUUUUGACUUAGUGCUGAGCUGGACUCUCCCCAUGGUUAGCUCUAGCCAGCCACGAAGGACUUCAGGUGCUCUGGAAACGUUGCUAAACAGCCUGAGUGAUGAGCCGAUUGCUCUUGCCGAUAAUUACUGUGAUUGUGUGUAUGGAUGCACACAUAUAAGUUUGUGCAACAGGAUAAAAAUCGUGCGCACAAGCGUAUUUAUGUGGAUGUGUGUAAUGGGUCAGGUAUCUCAGCCAAUUACUCUGUGUGUGUGCUCACUGAGUGUGUACAGAUGAUUAUCUCUGUUAACUGAGUGUCCUGGGACCCACGUACUGACAGCCAGCCCUGGAAUAGUUGUACCUGUUCUCAUCAUAACAUGGGUAUUUGCAUAUGUGCAGCUUGAAAGCCACCGAGAGCAGCCCCUAACCUCUGGCCAAGAAGGUCUUGGCUCUUAACCCUUUGCCUCCUACCCCUACUCCUGAGUCUUCGGAAGAAAGUGGUAGAAUCUGCGUAAGGACAGCCCUUUUGACUACACCUGCCUCAUCUCCAUUUGUUUCUUCCCUCUCCCUAGCAGUGCCAAGGCCAACAUGUCCAGUUGUGCAGAUUACGCACUGCAAACAUCUAGAGGGAGCCAUUUGCACUGUGACGUGGAUGGUACCUCUUAGACACCUGUGCAACCUACCAACUGUAUACAGGUGCCCUGGUCAUCUCACGGCCACGGCUAGGAAAGUUGCCUUCCUUCCGCCUGCUGGCCCUGUCCAACCUAGGCAAGGAUCCCUGCCUCUGCUUGAGUGUUCUAAUGUGGCCCAGAAGUGACUUACCUUUGAUCAAAGUAUCUCCCUGAUGGGCCAUCCCCUAUAGGCCUUUGGAAUUCCAUUUAUAAAAGUGAAAUGUGACUGGGAACUUUUCAGUUACUCAUUUUUGUGAAGUGAAAGCCUCUGUAAGGCAAACCAAAGCUGUGAAGACUGGGAUCACUGGCUCCCACACUCCUGGCCUGUGGGUGAAUAUGCCUUCAUGGCCGUCUGCCACGGAAUUAGGGUAAAGGCCUCAAGGCUUGUCUUGUAGCUAGCUGCCACCAAGUAGGAAAUCACUGAGGUCACCCCAAACUGGAUGCCUGGGCCAGGGGUCACAAACCCCAAUGCCUUCAGAGGCCAGGCAGGAAACAUAAAUGAGUAGAGAGGAUUCGGCUGGGUCUGCAGUGAGAAUGGAGGAUGCUGUGGUCUGCCACAGUUGCUGCCACAUACGAAUGUGACACACGCAUGUAGCAUGUCCACCCCAUUUUUGAAGAGAAGCCAGGAAUCUGGACUUUCAAAUGUUAGCAACUAUUUUGAAUUUAGAAAACACUGUCCAGGCCAAAUAAGAGAUAUUCUGUAGUCUAGAUCCUGCCCUCGAAUAUCCAGUUUGCAUCCACUGGCCCAGGCCCAGAGACUUGGGUUUUUAAAACACGCAUCACUGAGAGUCUGAGGACAUGACACACAGAUUCUCAAUGCUGGAUCUUUAAGAGACCCCAGAGAUGACCUAGCUCAGCCUUUGUGCAUUCAAAACUGCAAAUGUACAAACUUCUGUAUUAAUGUAAUAGCGCACAUAUACUUAACUUCUGGUUCCUACUUAAGAGCAUCUCAGUAACCUCCAAUAUAGAACAAGAAGAAAUAUGAAGCCUGUACACAUAAUGUGCUUGUAUCUACCUGUCAGAAGCCCUUUGCUUGGAUAGCAUUUGUGCCUCAGUCUUCCUCAUCACCCAACCUCUCCGGUUGCUUGUUAUGAUAAACCUAAGUGCCUCCAUAAAUGGUUAGAGCAUGUGUUUCUCCAUCUUUGUGACUUCCCUUGUCUGAGUAUAAGAUGCUCGUACUUCUCCCAGCUUUGCCCUCUUUGGCCUGCUAGUAGCAUACUCCACCAAUCCCGCCCUGUCUGGCUCUUUGUAGCAUUUACCUGGUCACAUGAUAAAGGGUGCUGAGUGCUUGUCAAUGUGGGUCCCUGUCACUUCUCAUGCAUGUCCUAUACCUUAAUUUUACUACAUGAGCUUCUGCUUCUUAAAAGCCAUUCAAGGCCAGGUAUGGUGGCUCACGCCUGUAAUCCCAGCACUUUGGGAGGCCAAGGCGGGCAGAUCAUGAGGUCAAGAGAUCAAGACCAUCCUGGCCAAAAUGAUGAAACCCCAUGUCUACUGAAAAUACAAAAAAAUUAGCUGAGUGUGGUGGCAUGCACCUGUAGUCCCAGCUACUCAGGAGGCUGAGACAGGAGAAUUGCUUGAACCCAGGAAGCAGAGGUUGCAGUGAACUGAGAUGGUGCCACUGCACUCCAGCCUGGUGACAGAGGGAAACUCUGUCUCAAAAAAAAUUCAAAUAAAUGGAGAGGUUUUUGAUUAAUUUA